AUGCAGAUCUUCGCGACUGUUGUUCUGGCUGCUGUUGCUGCGCAUGAUGCGCUGGCCUCUCCUAUCCAGGCCCGCUCGCCGUAUGUUGUCAAGGAGACACAUUAUGCGCCCAGGGAGUGGACGAAGCUUGAGAGGGCGCAUGGUGGCAAGACUAUCCAACUGCAGAUUGGUCUUAAGCAGGGACGGUUCGAGGAGCUUGACCGCCAUCUCCAUGAAGUCUCCGACCCAGAGCAUGCCCGCUACGGUCAGCAUCUGAGCGCCGACGAGGUCGAUGAGCUAGUUGCACCAAGCUCUGAAACUCAUGACCUGGUUCACGAGUGGCUCCGCGAAAGCGGUAUCGACACCGACAAUGUAGGCUACAGCUCAGCCAAGGAUUGGGUUAUCGUCCAUCUUCCCAUUAAGAUGGUUGAGAGCCUUCUUGACACCGAGUACCACACCUACAAGCACAAGGAUGGCUCUAUUGUUGCGCGUACAACUGCCUGGUCUCUUCCGCGUCACCUGCACGCUCACAUUGACACCAUCCAACCUACUACCUCCUUCUUCCGCGCUGCUGCUAACGCGGCGACGUUUGUCGAUGAGGCUGUUGAAGUACCUGCGAGCUACCACACACCUCAGAACACUUCCAUCGCUGCUGUCUGCAACGUGACAUCCGUCACCCCGGAAUGCUUCCAAACCCUCUACAAGACCAAGUGGUACCAAACCAAGGCCAGCCGUAAGAACAGCGUCGGCUUCAACAACUUCCUCGGAGAGAUCCCCAUUCGUCCAGACACCAAGAUGUUCCUGGAGAAGUACCGCCCAGAAGCCGUAUCCCAGGCCUACGCUUUCAAGCAAAUCUCCAUCGACAACGGCCCAACUCAAGACGGUCCUUUGACCUACAACCAAUCCACCGUUGAGGGAAUCAGCCGUGAAGCCAACCUAGACGUCCAAGCCAUCGCUGGAAUAAGCUGGAAAACGCCAAUUACCUCCUUCUCAACUGGCGGUUCACCGCCGUUCACCCCCGAUGUCUCUACCCCUACAAACACCAACGAACCCUACCUGGCUUGGGUAAACUGGCUCCUCACCCAGCGCUCCAUUCCCCGCAUCAUCUCAACCUCCUACGGCGAUUCUGAGCAAACGGUCCCAAAGAGCUACGCCGAACGUGUGUGCCGUCAAUUCGCCCAAGUCGGCGCCCGGGGCACAACCCUCUUCUUCUCCUCCGGUGACCGCGGUCUCGGCGGAACCGACACAUGCUACACCAACGAUGGAAAGAACAAGUACCAAUUCCAGCCCAGCUUCCCGGCCUCCUGCCCCUACGUCACCACCGUCGGCGCAACCAUGAACUUCGAGCCCGAAGAAUCUGCCUACCGCCCUUCUAGCAACACGACUGCUGGUUUCCGCGAUCUAUACGCCAGCGGCAGUGGCUUCAGCAACUACUUCCCGCGUCCUUACUACCAAGACAAAGUCGUGCCUACGUACGUAAAAUCUCUUGGUGACAGCUACGAGGGUCUAUACAACAAGACCGGUCGUGGCUACCCCGAUCUCGCAGCCCAGGGUCUGUACUUUGCCUACUUUUGGAACGGAACUGAAGGUACUAUUUCCGGUACUUCAGCGUCUUGCCCACUGACUGCUGGUAUCUUUGCGCUUGUCAACGAUGCCUUGUUGGCGAGUGGAAAGCCUGCACUUGGGUUCUUGAACCCUUGGUUGUACAAGAAGGGAUACAAGGGUUUGACUGAUAUCACAAAAGGAUUCAGUCGCGGAUGCAAUGUUGAAGGUUUCCCUGUUACCGAAGGUUGGGAUCCGAUUACCGGGUUUGGAACACCGGAUUUCCCCAAGUUGGUCAAGUUGGCUGGAGCGCAUGUGCACUAG
Molecule: messenger RNA, 1845 nt
Organism: Alternaria atra
Lineage: Eukaryota; Fungi; Ascomycota; Dothideomycetes; Pleosporales; Pleosporaceae
Exons: 2
Coding region: 1-1845 (614 amino acids)
Biological process (GO): proteolysis
Molecular function (GO): serine-type endopeptidase activity; tripeptidyl-peptidase activity
Source: RefSeq, a predicted model, not a curated record